GCGGCCAGUGUGAUCUCUCUCUCUCUCUCCCCCACAAUAAAGAAAAACUAAACUUCUUCGCUCGUUGCCUAGUCGAGAAAUCUCACUGCAAUGCAAAGCUGAAACAUCACUUCUCCCCUUCAAAACCUCUCCAGACAGUUCUUCUGAUGGAUGAAGAAAACAGUCACAUGGAUGAUUCUUGUGAUGUAGGAUUUGUCUGCGGUGAUCCAAAAGUUGAUAUUCGUGUUGGAGAUGAAUAUCAGGUUGAGAUACCGCACAUGAUGUCUGAAUCCGAACGUGCAGCGUUUCUUUUGAAUCCUCUAGGUUUGGAUCUCGACUCUGGUUCCUCUUGUUCCUUUGUCGUGGGACUACCUGUCGAAGUAAUGUGGAUAGACACCAAAUAUCAAGAUGGACAAGGGUUUGGAGAUGAUAAUGUUGACAUGAGCGAGUCUCUCAAAUCUCUGAAAACAAAAAGAAACCGCAGAGGCGAGAGUGACUUGAACACGACAUCUAAGCAAAUAAGGAAUCUUGAAGCUGUGCCUGAGAAAGCAUCCAGUUCUUGGGAAGAUUUAGAAGUAGAUGGCUUUGUUCUUGGGCUGUAUACAUUCGGUAAGAACUUUAUUCAGGUGAAGAAGUUGCUGGAGAGUAAAGAAACAGGAGACAUACUUUCGUUUUACUACGGAAAGUUCUACAAAUCUGCUAAAUACAAAAUUUGGUCUAAUUCCCUUAAGAAGCGAAGCAGGAAAUGCAUACAAGGGAAGAAGCUCUAUUCAGGUUGGAGGCUACAGCAGUUGUUGUCUCGUUUGAUACCGAACAUUCACGAUGAACCUCAGAAAGAGAAGCUUGUGAAAGUCUCAAAGUCAUUUUCUGAAGGAAAUACAUCUCUGGAGAAAUACAUCAGUGCGGUGAACGAACUAGUGGGUCUCCGGUCUCUUGUAGAGGCUGUAGCAAUCGGUAAAGACAAAGAAGAUCUGACAGUCCUCACAACAGAACCCGUAAAAUCGAAACAAUGGUUCACAGUUUCUUCUGCGGUUGCUCCUGGUUUAGGGGCGUACAGUUCACUCACAUCAGAUGAAAUAAUAGAAAAAUUGAGUGGUGGUUCCCGUCUAAGUAAAGCCCGUUGCAAUGAUAUCUUCUGGGAAGCUGUGUGGCCCCGUUUGCUAGCUAGAGGGUGGCAUUCUGAGCAGUCAAAGGACCGAGGUUACGUGAAGUCUAAAGACCACAUUGUCUUCCUCAUCCCUGGGGUAAAGAAGUUUUCAAGACGGAAACUUGUUAAACAGAAUCAUUACUUUGAUUCUAUCAGUGACAUUCUCACAAAGGUUGUUUCCGAGCCUGAGCUUCUUGAGUUUGAGACAGCAGAGAUCAGACCACCCAAUGGAUUCAUGGAAGAGAACAACAUUUGCGACCAAUCAAAUCAAGAAAAACGCCGUUACCUCAGGUCUCCAGACUCUUCUUCUACUCAUAUGAAGUUCACUGUUGUGGACACUACUAGUUUGGCUUUAGGGGGAAAGUUGUGUGCAUUUCGGGAGUUGAAGAAUCCUAAUCCAGAAUCUCUAGUCUCCCAAUCAAAGGCUUGUGAACGAGAUAACAAUUCUUGUAUGGAAAGAUUCGAAACGAUGCCGUUGGAUAUACAGAACCAUGCCAAGUUGGCUGAUGAACCUAGAUGGGAAAAGAGGCGAAUGAAGAAACUGGUGGAUGACCCGAUGAGAUUCAUGAUUGUGGAUACAAGUGUGGACCAUGGUGGGCAGUCAUCCGGGAUAAAGAGACGGAGACAUUUGCCCGGUGAUGAGAAUCUCUUCAAGAUCAGUAGAGAGGCCUUUAGUGAUUCAUCUCAGAACCAUUCUGGCACAAAUAAAGGUGUGAAUUGUGAGUAUCCUAAGGGGACUGAUUCUGGUGUAAAGGAGGAGCCUUUGGAGAACUUCCAACUAGGUCGGUCAAAGAAGAGGUCCGUCCGAAAAUCAGAAUCUAAUAUCCAUCAUUCGGUUAGUUCUCUCCCCUUGCCCAAACGCAGGCGGCUCAGUGCUUGUGUAAGGAAAGAUAUAAAACGUUCUGGUGAAAGCUCGGUGGUAAACCCACCUGCAUUAGACCAGUCAACAAACUGCUACACCGAGUUAUCAGUUGGUUUGAUGAACAUCAAGACUGAGCAGUCAGAAGAAAAUGGAAAUGGGAUUGAGAUUCAAAAAAGGCUAGAAACUGAACCAAAUGGGUUAUGUUCCAUAUCGGUUAUAGACAAGCAAGAAGCUCUACAGGAACUCCGUUCAUCAGAAGAACGACUAGAGGAAUCAAAUCGAAUUGUAUUCGGAGAGAAAAUGUUCUUCCCAAGGACCUGGAAACUGCACAAGAAAAAGAGAAACCGAUUCAGCGUCCUCCUUCGGGCGCGGACAAGAAGUCUCCUUCCACUGAUCAUGGAACUAGUCAAGAAGUGGCAGCAUUAGAACAGAAAGUAGGGGAGCAGAACGAAGAGACUAACACAGAUCUUCCAAGAAGACAAAGCACAAGAAAACGGCCAUUGACGACUCGUGCUCUGGAAGCUCUUGAAUCGGGCUUUUUUACAGAGAAGAGCAUCAAAACUACAUCCAAACCGAGAAAACGGGAAAGGUCUACAAAGAUCAAGCAUUCGGCCAGUGCGGGUAAACGAACUCAGGGUGAGUUAGACAAUGGUUUUCUUGAAAAGGAAACCACAGCAAGUAAACCGCUGGACCAAGAAGAGGAUUCGGAUCCGAGCUUUCUUGUGAAUAAAGCAACAACGGCGAGCAAGCCGAUGGAUCAAAUAGAGGAUUCGAAGAAGACCGAGUUCCCUAAACGUCCUCCGAUUGUUCUGAAAAUUCCCUUUAAGCGUGCAUGAAGAAGCGUUGAAGACUGAAGUCUAAAUAAUUUUUUGGGUGUUUGAUCUUAGAGCUCGAACUUGCUGAAGAAGUGUGUAUAGGAAGAAGAAAGCUUUUAAGACAGAUUUUUUUUUUUUCUUUAUUUUUUGCCUGGUGAAUCUGAUACAUAUUACAUAUC
Eutrema salsugineum is the source of this 2982-nucleotide messenger RNA. RefSeq lists its product as uncharacterized. Gene Ontology annotation, molecular function: transcription corepressor activity. Gene Ontology annotation, cellular component: nucleus. Lineage: Eukaryota; Viridiplantae; Streptophyta; Magnoliopsida; Brassicales; Brassicaceae. The record is from RefSeq and is a predicted model, not a curated record. Bases 147 to 2414 code for a protein of 755 amino acids. The transcript has 3 exons.